AUGGCCACGCCGGACGACGUCGCAAACUUCAUCAGCAUCACCGGAGCACCGGAGUCUGUCGCCGUCCAGAAAUUAGAGGAAUACAAGGGCAACAUCAAUGACGCUAUGAAUGCCUAUUUUCUUGAAGAGAAAAAAUUAUCCGGUAAAGAGAAAAAUGUUGCAGUUAGUCCACAAUCUGCUGCCUGUAAUCAAUCAGAGAUAGAGGCCUCAAAAAGGGAAUGGGGAGAGUGUUCUUCUUUAGAAGCGAAAAAUGAUGUAUUCAUUGAUUCAUCUGAUCGUUGGAUGCCUAAAUCUUUUGAAUCCCCACCACCUCAAAGUUCACAUCAAGAAGAAGUAAAGAAAGUUGCUAAAUUUGAACCGCAUGCCCAAUCAGGAUUGGGAAAUGAUGAAAUAGAGGAAGAAAUGCUUAAAGCAGCAAUAGAGGCCUCAAAAAAGGAGUGGCAAGGAUGUUCAUCAUGGGAGGAAAUUGAUUGCAAUGAUGAAGAUAGCGAUCUGGCCCGUGCAAUUGCAUUUUCCAUUGAGACGGCAGAAAAAGAGCAAGCAGUACGUAAGAUUCCAGUACAAGAGGAAGAGCAUGGAGUUCAGGAUUUAUUACACAAGAGAAAGUUAACCAACAUUAGCAGAAACCAACUAGAGGAGUUUUUAAGACUAUCAUGUAGCAGUGCUGGGUUUCUUUUCGGAUGCGGCUACGAAUUAAAGAAUAACAGAAUGAUAUCAUCACUCUGCAUCAGUGCUUUGUCGUGUAAAUCAACACUCUGGCAAUUUGCUGCUGUAUAUCAGCAAUCUGCACCUUUGUUUUAUGUACAUCCUUUGGAAGGAAAUAUUGCUGCUGUAAGGUCUUUUUGCUGUUGUAGUACGGCAGAGAGAGAGAAAUCAGCAUUUGAAAUUGUGGUAGAGGAGAAAGAGGAAGAUCCUGAAAUUCAUGAUUUAGUAGACAAGAGGAAGAAAACCAACACUAGCAUAAACCAAUUAGAGGUCGCUGACGAUCUAGGGUCACCACCAGUUGGUGAAGAAGAGGAGUUUAAGAGCAGCGCAAUUCCCACGUUGUGUUUACAUAAAGGAACAUAUUCAUCAACAUUCGAAGAACAAGGCCUUCGCAAUCGUGAAGCUUUGCAUUUGGAAUGGACCAAAAAGACAACUGAACAUUCAUUGAAGACAAUGGGAGGGCUUCUUUUUGUCUAUGCAGAUCUCUACUCAUUACUUGUCAAGUUGUACUCUCUGAAAUGA
Molecule: messenger RNA, 1227 nt
Organism: Sphenostylis stenocarpa
Lineage: Eukaryota; Viridiplantae; Streptophyta; Magnoliopsida; Fabales; Fabaceae
Source: the annotation of a GenBank genome assembly